Molecule: messenger RNA, 2749 nt
Organism: Girardinichthys multiradiatus
Lineage: Eukaryota; Metazoa; Chordata; Actinopteri; Cyprinodontiformes; Goodeidae
Gene: nppa
Product: natriuretic peptide A
Exons: 3
Coding region: 2008-2442 (144 amino acids)
Biological process (GO): negative regulation of systemic arterial blood pressure; neuropeptide signaling pathway; cGMP biosynthetic process
Cellular component (GO): extracellular region; cytoplasm; nucleus
Molecular function (GO): hormone receptor binding; hormone activity
Source: RefSeq, a predicted model, not a curated record
CUUUAUUGCAAAGAGUUGCAUCUUGGAGUCACCAAGUCUCUGCAACAGCCUCUAGAUGCUGUUUUCAAACCUAAAUGAUGUUUGGAGAUUCCACCAUCACAGAUGUAGACAUCAGGAAUGUGUUGAAAUCUGCCAAGGCUUUAACUAAAGCUGUUAGUCUCAUCCUUAGUAAGAUGAGACAAAGAUAUUCUGGAUAUGCGCUCUGAUGAGGCUUGUUUUUUUAGAGUUAAAGCACCUUUUGAAAAUAACAUCAUUUAAGCAGGUAUUAAGCAUACGUUUGAUUAAGCCCACAUUUCUGUAUUAAAAAUAUUUGAUUUAUUUGUCUGAUAGAAUGUUCUAAUCUUGAAUGUUAAAUUAGCUGUAAAUGAAAAAAAAAAAAACAUCAUAAAUGACAGAAAUAAAAUUUAAAGCAGAUUUAGCCGUAUUUAAAUUUUAAUUAAACAUAAGCAAACUUUGAAAUGAUUCAUUUUCAAAUAUUUCAAAUUCUGUACUUCUGCUACACCUUUGCUCCCACAGUCCAUCGUUACCACAAUAACAUCUGAUGAUCAAAGGAGACGUCAGUUUGUUUCUUCCUCCAUGUUGAUCAGUGAGAUUUAUGGUCCUCUUUGUCUAUCUGAGACUGUGGCUUGGAGAGUCAUGCAGGUGUUUCAGUUCUACCUAAAGCCUCCUGUCUUCCUCAGGUGGUGUCUCAGUAUUUAUAGGUCCUCUAGAAACAGACGUUUCUGCUUUGUUUUGUCUGGGUUUCUUUUUCCUACCAGGCUUUUCUACUUAUUGUCCUUUUGUUUUGGAUUCCAACUGAACACCUAACAAGCAGGAUCUGUUUCUCCAUGUCUAGUUCUGCUGUGUGUGCAGAACAGUAAGCUUUUUCCACACUUGUCCUUUUGGAGACGCAUUAUUAAUAAAAUCAGUUUCUUUCUAAUCAAACCCAAACAUGCAGUCACAUUUAGAUCCAACUGUAUACAAUCCAGGUCGAUCCAAAAUACAACACAAUCAGCUUCAGUUGAUUAGCUGGAGGGAAGCUCCAGCAGAACCAGAACCAGGAUAGAUAUGAGAGGCCAUAUGCCACAACCAUCUACAGGUUGAGAGGACUGGAGGGAAAGUAAGAAAAAAACUCAGAAGCAAGCAACAGACCUGGAGUACUUUCUACAGGAAAGAUAAAAACAAAGAGAACAAGGUAAAGGUGAUAAUAGGUCUGUCAAUGACUCCAUCCAAAAAAAAAAAGAACACAGCUCAACAAAGAAGCACUGAGCCAGGACAAGUUUCUAUGGGAAAGAAGAGGGGAUACUGAGUUAAUGUAGCAAUGGCUCACUUGGAUAUUUUAAAGAUGCGAUACAUGUGAACUCAGAAAACAGAAGAGAGCAGAAAAGAUGCUGAGUUCAUUAUUAAUAUUAAACAAUCAGGCCACUGGUAUGCUCAGUUACAGUCAUUCAGCAGGGAUUUCAUCCUGUAGAACAAUUAUGAGGAAGGAUUGUCAAUCUUUCCUGUAUAAUAAAAAACAUCUGAUGAUCUUUUAUAGUUGGACAAAAAGACCCUGACUUUAUGUCAUGUUGUAGAAAAUAAUGUCUACAACAUGACAUAAAGGACAAGGACUCGCUCUUUUCUCUGUGCAGCCCCACGGCAGCAGGUUUAACCUAAUAUGGUGUUUUGAUGCUCAGAAGAGUGAAAAGUGUUAAAUAUUUUCACUGUGAGUUCUGCAUUGAAAAUAAACCCCGCCUGAGCUCAGGGAACCAAAGUUGACUCUUGAAGUCAUCCCACUGCUGGUUGGUAAAAAAACACACACCCCUACAAAGACACACAGACACCACUGAAGUAGACAUCUGACUUGUUGCUUUAUCAUGCUGAGGUGCCAGAAUGCUCUUGACUUGAUCCAUGAAACAAUGACCAAACGUUAACUGUCUGCUGUAUGUGCAUGUGUGUGUGUGUGUGUGUGUGUGUGUGUGUGUGUGUUACCAUGUAUAUAACAUCUGACAGUGCAGCCUGCAGGAUCAGUAUCAGCAUCAGGCGAGCAUGAAGACAGCAGUGGUUUUUAUUGUGUUGGCCUUGUUCUGGCAGCGGUGUCUAGUUAGUGGUCAUGUACUGGGAAGGCCCUCUUUUUCCAGUAACUUGGACCAGCUAAAGUCUCUACUGGAGCGCUUUGAGGAGACUUUGGCCGAAGAAGCUCAGAGGGAGGAGUUGGAUACUGAUUAUGAAGAGACAAACCAAGAACCAGAACACAGCCAGACUAACCAGGGUUGGAGCCUGGACCAAGAGGGGGAUCAUGAGAAUCACAUCUCAGAAGGAGCCCAACCUUCAGCUGUGGGUCAAAGCAGGACGGCGAUCCAGAGGAACCGACUCAAAGACCUGCUGCUGUCCCUCGGGAAACGGGCCUCCAGCUGCUUUGGAGCCAGGAUGGAUCGAAUAGGAAACAUCAGCGGUCUGGGAUGCAACGGUGGAAGAGGGUAGCCUGAUGGUUUCUUGGCCCACUUGUUGGAUUCAUUCCGAUCCUGAAGAUCUAGCCGAGGACAUCUAUGAUUCAUUGAUCCUGCUCUGAUGAAAAAUAAUUAUUGUGUAUGUAAAUAUGUGUGUUUCAUCAUUUGAAGUGGAAAUCUAUCUGUCAGCCAUGUCCACAGAGACCGUUAUAUAUACACCGAGCUUAUAUAAGGAAUUCAAAGAUCAAUACUAACACAGUCUGUGUCUUCAUGCUGUUUUUUUAACACAAACAUGUAAAAUGAAACAAUAAAGAAAAAUAAAUCAUUUUUUAUAUGAAAAA